AUGGACCACGGCGAUAUGGGGGCCGAUGGCCCAACGUGCAAGAUCUCUAUGUUGUGGAACUGGUACACAAUUGAUGCUUGCUUCCUAGCCGAGUCCUGGCACGUCACAUCCAAAGGCGCAUUCGCCGCGUCUUGCAUCGGUGUCGUCUUCUUGGUCGUCGCACUCGAGUUCCUCCGGCGCCUAGGCAAGGAAUACGACUCGCACAUCCGCCAGCAAUUCCAACGCCAGGCGGCAGCGAGGUUCUCGAACCCCGGCCCUCAGGAUUGCUGCGGCCCCAACAACCCGCCGACGUAUCCCGACCAGUAUCUUACCUUCCGGCCCUCGCCUCUGCAGCAGCUCAUCCGCUCAGUCAUCCACAUGGCCACGUUUGCGGUCGCGUACUUCAUCAUGCUGUUAGCCAUGUACUUCAACGGGUACAUUAUCAUCAGCAUAUUCAUUGGGGCACUGUUGGGCAAGUUCCUGUGCGACUGGGAUAGCAUCAAGAUUCCGGUUGGUGCACCCACUUCCACUGGCGGUCAGGUGAAGAACCCUGGACAGGAGGAGUUGACCUAUUGCUGCGGUUAA
Messenger RNA from Cyphellophora europaea CBS 101466, 564 nucleotides. RefSeq lists its product as uncharacterized. The record is from RefSeq and is a predicted model, not a curated record. The transcript is spliced from 3 exons. Gene Ontology annotation, molecular function: copper ion transmembrane transporter activity. Lineage: Eukaryota; Fungi; Ascomycota; Eurotiomycetes; Chaetothyriales; Cyphellophoraceae. Bases 1 to 564 code for a protein of 187 amino acids. Gene Ontology annotation, biological process: copper ion transmembrane transport. Gene Ontology annotation, cellular component: membrane.